ACCAUUUCCAUCUUCACGUCCAGGCCAAUUAUACCAUUGCCUUGGAUAGGGGUGGAUACGCUUUUCCAAAUUCAGCAUCGCUAAUUUUGCUAAGUAGCCAACCUAACCUCAUCACAAACACCAAAAGAACCUUAUUCUGGCUUUCCUCCAUCGCCACUUCUAUUUCCUUCCUUUGAACAGCUAGCAUUCUCUCCCCUUCCUCUCUACAUUUUGUCUAUUUAAGCUAUCCUAGAAAACUCUCCCCGUCUUGAAGCCGUUUUGCAAAUGGCGGAACCCUACCCAAGCCGGUCUCCUGUUGAUCAGGAGGACCCCGGGUACGCCCCUCUUGCCGGCGGGGAGGAGCCGAGGGACCACCGCCGACCGAUCCGGGCGAUCUUGGCGGUGGGACUUUCUGUGUUGCUGGUCGUGGGGAUAGUGAUCGGCUUCUCGACCGACACAAGCCCGGAUGUCUGCGCGGAGGUCAAUUCUGCUCGGCUGGAGCCGUUCCUCCUGGGAGGAGCGGGGCAGAGGUCGGUGCCGGUCAAGACGGUGGUCAGGCCGGUGCCUCGCGGCGUGAAGGAAGGAGUGUCCGCGAAGUCAAACCGGGUCUUCGCUGGUGCCAACCUGCGGGGCUUCCCGUGGAACAACAGCAUGCUGUCGUGGCAGAGAACGGCUUACCAUUUCCAGCCGGAGAAGAACUGGAUGAAUGAUCCCAACGGUCCCAUGUAUUACAAAGGCUGGUACCACUUCUUCUACCAAUACAAUCCGGACGCCGCCGUCUGGGGCAACAUCGUGUGGGGCCACGCCGUGUCGGAGGACCUGAUCCACUGGCUCUACCUCCCCCUCGCCAUGGUGGCCGACCAGUGGUACGACAUCAACGGCGUGUGGAGCGGUUCCGCCACGGUCCUCCCCGACGGCCAAGUCAUGAUGCUCUACACCGGCUCGUCCAACGAGUCCCAGCAGCUCCAGAACCUCGCCUACCCUGCCAACCUCUCCGACCCGCUCCUCAUCGACUGGGUCAAGCACCCCGGCAACCCUAUCCUAGCGCCUCCGCAGUGCAUCGACAAGUUGGACUUCCGUGACCCGACGACCGCCUGGUACACGUCCGGAGGCAAAUGGCGCUUCGCAGUCGGGGCCAAGAUCAACAAGACGGGAGUGUCGUUUGUGUACGAGACCGAGGACUUCAAGAGCUACAAGCUCUUGCCGGGCCUGCUCCAUGCCGUCCCCGGGACCGGCAUGUGGGAAUGUGUGGACUUUUUCCCGGUCUCGGAUGACGGGUUGGACACGUCGGUGAAUGGUCCGGGAGUGAAGCACGUGAUGAAGGUUAGCCUCGACGACGACAGGCACGAUUACUAUGCGAUCGGGACUUACAACGAGGAGGCCAACACUUGGGUCCCGGACAGCCCCGAGAUUGACGUGGGGAUCGGGAUUAGGUAUGACUACGGUAUAUUCUACGCCUCGAAGACGUUCUACGACCAGAACAAGAGUAGGCGGAUCUUGUGGGGUUGGAUCACGGAGUCAGACAGCGAGUACGCCGAUGUGCAGAAAGGAUGGGCUUCACUUCAGGCACUUCCGAGGACAAUUGUUCUCGACACGAAGACCGGAAGCAACCUGCUUCAGUGGCCGGUGGAGGAAGUAGACAGCUUGAGAUUAAGCAGCAAAGAAUUCGACAGCGUAGAGGUUGAAGCCGGGAUGGUGGUGCCUCUAGAUGUCGAAACCGCCACACAGGUGGACAUCGUGGCAGAAUUUGAGCUGGACAAACAGGCCCUAGAGGCGGCACCCGAGGCUGAUGCCGAUUAUGUUUGCAGCGCCAGCGGUGGGGCCUCUCAACGAAGUGCUCUAGGACCGUUCGGCCUCUUGGUUCUUGCAGACGAUGACCUAUCCGAGCAGACUCCUGUGUACUUCUACGUCGUUAAGGGACCGAACGGCACCCUCAAGACUUCCAUCUGCACUGACCAAUCGAGAUCUUCCGUGGCAACCGAUGUCCACAAGCAAGUCUACGGAAGCUUCGUCCCGGUACUUGAAGGCGAGAAGUUGUCGCUCAGAAUACUGGUGGAUCACUCGAUCGUAGAGACCUUCGCACAGGGAGGGAGGAGCUGCAUCACGGCCCGCGUUUACCCAACCAAGGCCAUCUACGGGGCCGCCCGGGUCUUCUUGUUCAACAAUGCCACCGAGGCUAAUGUCAAGGCCUCGCUCAAGAUAUGGCAGAUGAACUCUGCUUUCAUCCGCCCGUACAGCCCCCAGUGAUCGAAACGGAAGCAGAAAAAAGAUUGGACAUAAGGAUCGCGCAAUUUUAUUUUAUUUUUUUGUAACGUUCCCUUUGUUGAUGAGCCUGUACAAGUUGUAUCAGUCCCACCAUCUUCAGUUCACAAGAUGGGCAGGGGACCUUCAUUUCCAUUUUUGAGCGGACGAGUGGCAGAAGAAAAAAGAAAAAAAAAGAAGACAAGCGUCUGAGAUGAUGCGGUUAAACGACAGAGAAAUUUCACUGUUCAUUUGCUGUUAUU
Molecule: messenger RNA, 2483 nt
Organism: Eucalyptus grandis
Lineage: Eukaryota; Viridiplantae; Streptophyta; Magnoliopsida; Myrtales; Myrtaceae
Product: acid beta-fructofuranosidase
Exons: 7
Coding region: 265-2226 (653 amino acids)
Biological process (GO): carbohydrate metabolic process
Molecular function (GO): beta-fructofuranosidase activity
Source: RefSeq, a predicted model, not a curated record